Messenger RNA from Vitis riparia (riverbank grape), 867 nucleotides. RefSeq lists its product as uncharacterized. The transcript has a single exon. Lineage: Eukaryota; Viridiplantae; Streptophyta; Magnoliopsida; Vitales; Vitaceae. The record is from RefSeq and is a predicted model, not a curated record. The coding region runs from base 1 to 867 and encodes 288 amino acids.
AUGACCGUUACCAUUACGGUUACUGAUACUGUUGCCGUUACCGUUACUAUUACCAUUACUAUUAUCAUCAUCGUUACCAUAAAAAUUAUCGUUAGCUUUGUCGUCAUCAUUACUGUGACCAUUACCAUGACCGUGAUCGUGACCAUCACCAGUACCGUAAUCGUCACUGUUACCAUCACUGUUACUAUUACCGUUACCAUCACCCUUACCGUCACUAUUAUCGUUACCGUUACCAUUAUCGUCACUGUUACCUUCAUCGUUAUCGUUAUCAUUAUCGUUAUCGUUACCUUCACCAUAACCGUUAAUGUAAUCGUUACCAUUAUUGUGACUGUUACUGUCACCAUAAUUGUUAUCGUUACUAAUACUAAUAUCGUCAUCGUUACCAUGACAGUUACAGUUACCGUUAUCGUUACCUUUACCUUUACCUCUACAUUGACCGUCACUGUUACCAUUACCGUUACUCUUUCCAUCACCGUUACCAUUAUCGUUACUGUCACCAUAACUGUUACCAUUACCAUAACCAUUACCUUCACUAUUACCAUCACCGUUACCGUUACUGUCACCGUUACAAUUAACAUUACUAUCAUCGUCAACAUUACGAUUAUCGUUACCAUAACCAUAAUCGUUAAAGUGACUGUUACCAUGACAGUUACCAUUAUCAUCAUCGUUGCCUUCGCCGUUACCAUUGCUCUUAUCGUCACUGUUACUGUCACUCUUACCGUUACCGUUACCAUUACCGUUAUCGUAAUCAUUACUUUCACUAUUACUGUUAUCGUCACCGUUAUUUCACCAUUACCGUUGCCGUUAUCGUUAUUGUCACCAUUACAAUCACUGUUACCGUCACUGUUAUUGUUACCGAUAUCGUAA